AUGAUAAGUGAAGCCUUUAGAUACAACUUAAGGUUACUCUAUUACAUUAAAAGGCAAUUAGGAGUUAGUACGGUUACUAAAGAUAAAACCAAAGGACAAAUACUUAUUAGAGAUAGGAAAAAAAUUGCCAAGUUCAUAAUACCUAUCUUCGAUAAAUAUCCUCUUUUAACGAGUAAACAAUUCAACUACGAAAAGUUUAAAAAAGCUUUUUAUAUAUUGGAAGAUAGUAGCUUAUCUAGAGAAGAAAAAGAUAAUCAACUUUUUUACUUAAAAAAUAAAGAAGUUGAUCCUAAUUAUAUUUCUCCUGUAACCUGCCAUGGUUUUGGUUUAACCCAAAAAUUGGAUAGCGUAGUUUUACAAGGAGUACAAAGUCAUAGUGGUCCAAGUGUUGACUUAGCCAUAUUUGCUUUACAUUUAUCAGGUAUUAGUUCACUUCUUGGAGCUAUAAACUUAACUUUUAUUGGGCACCUAUUUCUUUUACGCGUUAACUAUGCAAGCUAUAUAAAUAAAUUUAACCUAUAUGUUUUAAAAGGGGGAUCUAAAACUAAAAGUAGCUUAUCUUUAAAAGCUAAUUAUAGUACCGGUGCAAUUACAAUGGUACUUACAGAUAGGAAUUUUAACACAUCAUUCUUUGAAGCUGCUGGAGGUGGUGAUCCAAUACUUUACCAACAUCUUUUCUCAAGACUAGUUUCACUGAAGGAGAAGGUUCUUUUAUAG
Messenger RNA from Botrytis fragariae, 717 nucleotides. Its product is annotated as putative cytochrome c oxidase subunit. Gene Ontology annotation, molecular function: heme binding; endonuclease activity; cytochrome-c oxidase activity. The record is from RefSeq and is a predicted model, not a curated record. Bases 1 to 717 code for a protein of 238 amino acids. Lineage: Eukaryota; Fungi; Ascomycota; Leotiomycetes; Helotiales; Sclerotiniaceae. Gene Ontology annotation, cellular component: membrane. Gene Ontology annotation, biological process: mitochondrial electron transport, cytochrome c to oxygen; electron transport coupled proton transport. The transcript is spliced from 6 exons.